This is a messenger RNA of Malus domestica (apple), 1613 nucleotides long. Its product is annotated as F-box protein At5g07610-like. Gene Ontology annotation, molecular function: protein binding. NCBI's taxonomy places the organism in Eukaryota, Viridiplantae, Streptophyta, Magnoliopsida, Rosales, Rosaceae. The record is from RefSeq and is a predicted model, not a curated record.
AAUAAUUUAUGUACAAAAUAAUUGAAAUUCCAUUAAAACUAAAGUUUUCCCAGAUCGCAAAUUGAAGAGGAGGAAGACAAUUCUUCAAGGGAGAGGGUGUAAGAUGGAAGGUAUCACGCACAUGUCAGCAAAGAAUUUUGAACUUUUUAGUGAGUUUGAAUAAAAAAACUUGCAUCUCUUAAGCCAAUUCUUGCACAACUGGCCAUUGCCAAGUGCAAAUACUUUUUCAACGAUGGUUAUUAUGCUUAUCUGUUGCAUAUAUAAUUGUAUCCCUAUGCCAAUUAACGGUCUCUUCACAACUGCUGAUGUGAUCUGAAAGCUCUGAAAAAAUGGUGGCUUCAGCUGAGGUAGUAGCUUGCAACGAAGACCUCAUCACAUUGAUCCUCCUACGCUUGCCGGUGAAAUCGCUUCUCCGGUUCAAAUGUGUCUCCAAGAAGUGGCUCUGUCUGAUCUCCACCCCAAAUUUCUCUAGCCGCCACCGCAGACUUGCCUCUGCAUCCAUCCUCUUGUCUCAAAUUCCCGGCCUCAUCAGCCACCUAUCUCUCAAUUGCAGCAGUUCAGAGAAACCCUUUUCGUCUCUUGACUUCAUUGAUGAUUCUGCUGGUGUUAAGUUAUUGCAGUCCAUCAAUGGCCUGGCCUUGGGGUGCAGCUUUCACAAGUUGGGAAAACCUCGUAGCUAUUACGUCUGCAACCCUUCAACAAGGCAAUUCUUGACGCUUCCUCCACCUAAUGCUGAGGGUCAUGAUUCGUUCGCAACUGUUUUAGGUGUUUAUUUAGCUUUUGAUUCAUCCAAAUCACCUCACUACCAAGUCGUCUGCGUUCGAAAUUGCUCUUUAUCAGCAGCACACGAUCGGUACCAAAUUCAGAUAUACCCAUCCGAGACUCGAACUUGGAGGCUUUGUGGUUCUCCUUUUGCGUCCCCAUCCGACAUGAUGUUUGAAACUGGGGUGCUUUGGAAUGGUGCAAUACAUUGGAUUAGCCCAACGGGAGCUACAUUAUGUUUUAAUAUCAAUCAAGAGCACAUCGGAUCAAUGCCUAGUCCUCCAUCAGACGAGCACUGGAGCAAAAGAAGGUUCAGAUAUUUUGGUGAAUCCGGUGGCCAUUUGCACCUUGUUGAAAUUUAUGGUCCAAGCACCACUCAAUUCCAAGUCUUUGAAUUGGAGAGGGAUUACUCAAAGUGGAUUUGCAAGUACCAAAUCGAUAUUUCUCCUAUCAUCGAUGCAUUUCCGGAGAUGGUUAGAGACUACCUUCACCCCCAUCACCAUGAUUCUCUGUUUUACGCGUUCGUUUUACUUUUUGUCCAAGAAACUGAAGAGGGCUCAUCGCUGUUGCUGCACAUUCCUGGCAAGUUUAUAUCUUAUAAUCUUAGAAAUAAGAGCUUCAAGGAGAUUUGUGGUUCUGGUCCAAAAUCCACCAAAACAAAUACAGCAUUACAUAUUGGAUGCUUUCAUGCUCAUCAGUUUAUAGAGACUCUUGCUAGUGUUUAAACAUUAAAAGAUGUCAAUUUGCCUCCACUUACUGUUUGUACCGUUGAGAUUAAUACCAUUGGAAUGUUCAAUAAUUGUUAUGCCAUUUGAGUAUUUGAAAUUCAGAAUGUAAUGAUUUUCCUAUUA